AUCAAUUAUUCUACGUGAAAAAAAAAAUAAAAUUUGGGCUAUAAAACUCCCCGUCACGGCGUCACCCUUUACUCAUUUUUCCAAUAUUCACACAAUACCUCUAUCUUGUGCCACUUAUAUAGUACGUCCAUCCUAGUGAAACAAACCAUGGUUUCCGAAACAAACCAGUCCAAGAAUGUGUGUGUAAUUGGAGCUGGACCAUCAGGGCUAGUGGCAGCGAGGGAGCUGAAAAGAGAAGGUCAUAAGGUGGUUGUGUUGGAGCAGAACCAUGAUAUUGGAGGUCAAUGGCUAUAUAACCCAAAUGUACAAGAGGAGGACCCUUUGGGAAGAGACCCUUGGCUAAAGGUGCAUAGCAGCAUCUAUGAGUCUUUAAGGCUCAUGUCCCCCAGAGAGGUCAUGGGCUUCACUGAUUUCCCCUUUUUAGUCAAGAAAGGUAGAGAUCCAAGGAGGUUUCCUAGUCAUAGAGAGCUCCUUCUCUACCUUAAGGACUUUUGUGAAUGGUUUGAGUUGAGAGACAUGAUCAAGUUCAAUACAAAGGUGCAUUAUGUGGGACCAUUAAAUUAUGGUGUCCCUAGUGAGGAUUUGAAAUGGGUUGUUAGAAGCAAAGACAAGAACAGCGAGGAGGAAGUUGAACAAGUGUUUGACGCUGUGGUUGUUGCCACUGGCCAUUACUCUAACCCCAGAUUGCCAUGCAUUCAAGGAAUGGCCAUAUGGAAAAGGAAACAAAUGCACAGUCACAUUUACAGGUCGCCAGAGCCAUUCCGUGGGGAGAUAGUGGUGGUGGUUGGAAAUUCUUUUAGUGGACAAGAAAUAUCAAUGGAACUUGUGAAAGUAGUGAAGGAACUCCACCUCAGUUCAAAAUCACUUGACAUUUAUGAGGGUUUAUCUAAAGUCAUAUCCAAACACGAGAACUUUCAUCUUCGUCCACAGAUAGAGACCCUUCGAGAGGAUGGGACGGUCAUUUUCAACGAUGGCUCCAGCAUUAUCGCAGACACUAUUUUAUACUGCACUGGGUACACCUAUUCCUUCCCCUUUCUUGACACCAAAGGAAUGGUUGUUGUGGAUGAUAACAGAGUGGGUCCUUUGUAUGAACACACGUUCCCCCCAGCACUUGCUCCUUCUCUUUCUCUUGUAGGCAUCCCCAGAAGAAUCCUGGGGCUCCCUUUCUUUGAGUCGCAAGGAAAAUGGGUAGCUCAACUGCUUUCUGGGAAAAAGGCUUUGCCAUCAUAUGAGGAAAUGAUGAAAUCGAUCAAGGAGUUUUAUCAUUCAAAAGAAGAAGCUGGCAUUCCUAAACAUUAUACCCAUGAAAUUGAAGGCUUUGAUUAUUGUGAUAAAUACGCAGAAAAUGUAGGACUCCCAAAGUUACAAGAAUGGAGGAAAGAUCUGUGUGUAUCAGCUGUAGUGAACUUAUUUAUCAACUUGGAGACAUAUCGUGAUUCGUGGAAUGAUGAUAUUGAUGAGAAGCUUCAAGAAGCCCUUCGAAGUCCUUACUUCACUCAACUAGGAGUUGAACCUGAAGAUCCUUCUCUGUAAAACUCAAAUUAAUUAGCGAUUACUUGUAUUUCUAUGUUGAGAACUUCAAUCUUUGUGGCUCAAUAAUCUCAACCUUGGUUCCUCCAAAUUUGUGGACUCUUAUUGUUUGAUUCAAAUGAUCAUAAAAUGCGACGAAGUUCAUGUAA
Molecule: messenger RNA, 1679 nt
Organism: Glycine soja
Lineage: Eukaryota; Viridiplantae; Streptophyta; Magnoliopsida; Fabales; Fabaceae
Product: flavin-containing monooxygenase FMO GS-OX-like 8
Exons: 7
Coding region: 148-1533 (461 amino acids)
Molecular function (GO): N,N-dimethylaniline monooxygenase activity; NADP binding; flavin adenine dinucleotide binding
Source: RefSeq, a predicted model, not a curated record